Messenger RNA from Cutaneotrichosporon oleaginosum, 290 nucleotides. RefSeq lists its product as uncharacterized. NCBI's taxonomy places the organism in Eukaryota, Fungi, Basidiomycota, Tremellomycetes, Trichosporonales, Trichosporonaceae. The record is from RefSeq and is a predicted model, not a curated record.
AUGCACGACCUAACCCUCGUCACCGACACCUCGCCCGCGACAAUCGACGCCCUCGCGGCCGCCUACGUGGCCAGCUUCUCCUUGCGCACAUUCUACCCCGCAGCCGCGCAGUUCGUCGGGCUCGACGGCGAGAGGUGGCAUGCGCUGCAGAUGCGCCGCGUCGUGGCCGCCGCGCUCGCGAAUCCCGCGCACGAGGUGUGGUGCGUGCUUGGAGAUCGGGCGGGCGGGGCGGGCGGGGCGGGCGGGCGCGAGGUGGGUGCGGUGGUCGUGCUCAAGAUGCCGGGGUGUCC